Molecule: messenger RNA, 4133 nt
Organism: Bufo bufo (common toad)
Lineage: Eukaryota; Metazoa; Chordata; Amphibia; Anura; Bufonidae
Gene: NPAS2
Product: neuronal PAS domain protein 2
Exons: 21
Coding region: 595-3255 (886 amino acids)
Biological process (GO): circadian regulation of gene expression; regulation of transcription by RNA polymerase II
Cellular component (GO): nucleus; CLOCK-BMAL transcription complex; cytoplasm
Molecular function (GO): DNA-binding transcription factor activity, RNA polymerase II-specific; RNA polymerase II cis-regulatory region sequence-specific DNA binding; protein dimerization activity
Source: RefSeq, a predicted model, not a curated record
UCUAUGCCGGGAACAUCCGUCCUGUGCUUUGUGCUCCUGGUGUCGGGGGCAGACACUGCGUCGUCUCUGCUGCUCCAUGAGCCUGGUCUGAGCAGAGCUCUGCACCUCUCCAGUCCCUGCCUUCUCCUCCUCUUCGCCUUGGAUCCUCGCCUGUCUUCUCCUCCUCCCACACAGCAGAAAAAAGGUCACGUAUGUUGGGAGAAAUAUGUAGGUCAGUGGAACAUUUCCUGCACUUGUGCCUGAGCCCAGCUGACACCCCUGCACCAGACUCCUCUCAUAGACUUGUAUUAUUCCUGACCCAAUUCCACAGCGAGCAGACACCCACACACUCCUGCCUACGAGCAGCACCCCCCUCUAUUAUUUCCAGUGGCAUUGGUGCCAUAUGUCAGCUGGCCACCCACUCAGUGGGGUAACAUGCCCUUGGCUGGCACAAGGACCAUAACUUUGUAGAAAUGCAGCCUGUACCUGGGAUUUGUGCCAUUGCUCCAAUAAGCGGAGCUAUCAUUGCGAGGAGUCGAGGAUCGUGCAUAUCGCUGUCACUGCCUGUGUGCUGCAGGAGCCUGGAGCUGGCACCACCGCGCCCGGUCUCUCAUCAUGAGAUACAGAGGCAAAAGCAGUAAAACCCACGGGACCCCCGACUCCAGCAGCAGCAGCAGCCAGACUUUAUCCCCGGACCCUACUACCCCCGGGGAAGCGAGGAGCCGCUGCCGGCCGUCUGCCCCUCAGCUCGCCUCUGCGGACAGCAGCACAGUCAGCCCGAAGUGUAACCCCCAAACUGCCCAGCGUCCAGAACUGAGCGGAGCGGGCAGGAAUAGCUGCGCAGAGAAGCUAAUGGAUGGAGAUGAGAAAGAUAGGGUGAAGAGGGCUUUACGUAACAGAUCUGAGAAAAAGAGGCGUGACCAGUUCAAUGUACUUAUCAAAGAGCUCAGCUCCAUGCUUCCUGGGAAUGACCACAAGAUUGACAAAACCACUGUGCUGGAAAAAGUUAUUGGAUUUCUACAGAAACACAAUGAAUUUACAGCUGAGACAGAGGGCAGUGAUAAUCAUCCAGACUGGAAGCCAUCAUUUCUUACUAAUGAAGAAUUUACCCAGUUGAUGCUGGAGGCACUUGAUGGCUUUAUUAUAGUGGUUACAACAGAUGGGAGUAUAAUCUAUGUCUCUGAUAGUGUCACACCAUUACUUGGGCAUUUACCAUCAGACAUCUUGGAUCAAAAUCUGUUGAAUUUUUUACCAGAACAAGAACAUUCUGACAUCUAUAAAAUUCUGUCUUCACCCAUGUUUGUAACAGACUCUACAGCAAUCAGUUUUUUGAAUGCUGAGAAUGAUUUGGAAUUUUGCUGUCAUCUUUUGAGAGGAACUCUAAAUCACAAAGAAAUUCCAACAUAUGAAUAUAUAAAGUUUAUAGGAAACUUUUGUUCCUGUACUAACAUGCCUCUUUCUUCAUGUAACGGCUUUGAAGGGGCUGUUUCCAGAACAUACAGGGCACAGCUUGGUAAACAGGUCUACUUCAUUGCUACAGUUCGACUUGCAACACCACAAUUCUUAAAGGAAAUUUGUACUGUUGAGGAAUCAUUUGAAGAAUUUACAUCAAGGCAUAGUCUUGAGUGGAAAUUUCUAUCUCUUGACCACAGGGCUCCACCAAUCAUAGGAUACUUACCUAUUGAAGUUCUUGGCACAUCAGGAUAUGAUUACUAUCAUGUAGAUGACCUAGAGAUAUUAGCCAAGUGUCACGAACAUUUAAUGCAAUUUGGAAAAGGAAAGUCUUGCUGUUAUCGGUUUCUUACCAAAGGUCAACAAUGGAUCUGGCUUCAGACUCAUUACUAUAUUACUUACCAUCAGUGGAAUUCCAAGCCUGAGUUUAUUGUAUGCACACAUUCUGUUGUGAGUUAUGCAGAUGUUCGAGUGGAAAGGAGACAAAAAAAGAAUAAGGAUAAUACCUCAUCAAAAGCCAUUGUCACGGCCACACUAAAGGACAAAAGCCUAAGCGUGGACAGUGAAAAGCAUUUUAAUAUGCUUAACGUUAGUGCCUCACAACUCAGUCGCAGUUGUUCCCCCACUGUUUCCUUAAGAAGUUCACAUAAAUCUUCUGAAGCUGCAGAACCUGCAUCAACACCUUCAAAGCAGACCUCAGACGUUAAGUCAUUUGAACGAGUUUCUGGUAGGCAGCAUGAUGUUCAACUUCAAAGAAUGAAUCGGCUCAGCCCAGUCCAGACCUCAGUACUAGCUCAACAAUGUGAUAUCCAGCAACAGUUGGUGCAGGAAAAUCCACUGCAAAGCGAGCAAGCUCCAAUUUCCCAGUUUUCUGCACAUGGCAUGCUCCAGACCAUCAAAAAUCAGCUGGAACAGAGGAGACUGAAUAUCCAGGCCAACAUAAGGUGGCAGCAGGAAGAGCUUCAAAAGAUCCAGGAGCAGCUCAGUGUGGUUCAGGAUCCUAAUUUACAGAAGUUUCACCAGCCUCAGGUUGUUUCUGUGAGCCUUAACCAUGUACAACAGAGCGAUCCCCAGGAACAAGGAAUCCAUCUGAGAUCUGGAAUGAUACCUCAGCAACACCAAAUUCUGUUCACUUCUUCGCCUCUUGGGCAGAUGCCAACCUCUCAAAUUGUAAACCAGCAUCUGGUACCACCUGCUUCAGUGAUGAGGGAUGGCAAUGUCAUAUCCUGCAAGGGACCGAAACCUUUCAGAAGCAUGUCUGGAGUAUCAAGAAGUGACCACUUAGCCACUACAAUCCCUACCUCUCAGCUCAGCUCUCCCACAGUAGUAUCACAAAAUAUAAAUACAUCGCCCUCUGCUGCUGGGCAGCAGGAUAACAGCCAGCACCAGGGAGCUCCCGAUUUCAGUCAUGACAGACAGCUCAGGCUGCUCCUCAGUCAGCCUAUCCAGCCAAUGAUGCCAAACUCAUGUAGCACAAGAAGAUCAUCAGAUAGUGGACAUCAGUCAAGCAGAUUUUCACAAAGCCCACAAGUAUUUACAAGUUUAGAAGUGCAGACUUCUGUCAGCAAUCGUCCUAUUGUGCUAAUGGGUCAAGCGAUCUUACACCCCGGUUUUACAACACCACACACUACCCAACAACAGAAUAUCCGGCCUAUGCAAGUACAGCAGCCACAACAGCAGUUUGUCCAGGUGGCAGCAACAAGCACUUUACACAAAGAUCAACCCGAUGCUUUGAUCCUGCCCACUUACGCCCAGCAUCAAGCGUCUUUGGGACUACAGCAGCAGAUAACACCCAGAAGAACUAACAGUCUCUCCAAGACAUAAAAUGGAAAGUCACAGGUAGCAAGCCUACUAAUCAUCAGCAGAAUAAAAAUCCAGCAUAUUCUGUUUCAUGUCCAAAUAUGCUUCUUCUCAGCAGGGGGUGUCACUAAAUUCACAAUGAAGUGAUCCUGAGCUACAUCGGCUGAAAGCAAUUGGGUUCAUUCCGUUUAGGGCUAAUUGGAGAGAUGGUUCUGAACCCACAGAUUGCUCUAUGUGGACACCAUUCUGUAGCAAGCAGUGCUUCUACUUGUGAUGUCCAUUAAGACAUAUAUUUCCUUUGUGUCAAGUUUUGAACAGCAAAGCUCAAUGUUUAGUAGAAUCUAGCAGUGCUUUGAGAGAGAACUGAAAACAUGCACAGCCUACAGUACAUUGUCUGUCUGACCAAAUAGAGCUGGUGGUACCGAAAACUAUGUCAUAAGCCCAAUAUUUGACAUCCUACAAUUUCAAUAUUUGUUCACACUGGAGUGUAUAUAUCCUUGGUCUUGUGCUUUUCUUCAUACCAACAGUUGCAGAUGCAUUGACCCAUCAGUUUGUAUGCUAAUAUGUACUUUAAAAAUGGAAUUAUCAAUUUCGAUCUGAUAUAGUCCACAGAAAUAGUUACAAGCCAGAUAUUAUUUUUUUUUUAUGUAUCUAAAAAUGAAAGUUUGUUUUGUUCGUUUGUUCUUCAUAGGCUCCUACAUGCAUUGUUGGAUCCCAACCAAACUUGGUACAUAUACUCUUCAUGAUCCAACAUAAAAUACUGGAGGGUUGUCAAGUCCAGCCGACAGGGUUUUGGAAGGUUCUAAUAAAGUAAUUGGUUUCAAUCUGACCCCUAAAAAACUAACAGUUUGUUGCCCAUAGCAACCAAUCACAGCACAUCUUUAAUUUUUGCCCAUAGCAAU